Molecule: messenger RNA, 1209 nt
Organism: Eleginops maclovinus (Patagonian blennie)
Lineage: Eukaryota; Metazoa; Chordata; Actinopteri; Perciformes; Eleginopidae
Gene: cdca8
Product: cell division cycle associated 8
Exons: 11
Coding region: 149-985 (278 amino acids)
Biological process (GO): mitotic sister chromatid segregation
Cellular component (GO): chromosome, centromeric region; chromosome passenger complex; spindle midzone
Source: RefSeq, a predicted model, not a curated record
UGCUGUGAUUGGUCGAGAACCAUUUUUCAUGACGCAGAGCAAACACGAAUUUUAAUUGGCUGACUGUACGCCUCCCUCCUGGCGCAAACAUUUGAAAACGGCUUUGUGAAAAAGGGAGAGACGAAGAAUAAUACCAUCAGACGCAGACAUGGCUCCCAGAAAAAGGACGACCAAGCAACAGAAAAUUACCCCCAAGACGGUUAAGAUGGAUGCCUUCCUCCAGGAUUUCGACAGUGAAGUGAAGACCAGAGUUACACGAAUGAAAGAGAAGAUCAGCCAUCUGCUGAAAGAUGUCGACAACGGCUACAACGUGGAACUGAUUAAGCUCCCAAAUGUUGUCCGCCAAAUGCCCUGGAUAGAACUAUUCAAUUCUGAGAAACAAAACUCACCAGAAGUGGCAAAUGUUGGCAAAGAAGAGGAAGCUGCUGUUGUGGAGAGCAUUGUGGAUGACCAAGCUGCCUUUCUGAAAUCAAUAAAACAAACAUCACAGAAAAAAGCUGAAUCCAGUUCGGAUAAGGAAAACACCCUGAGCAUAACAAGGAAGGCGAAAGCAACAAGGAAACCUCCAACUACAUCAAAAAGAGCGAAGGCACUGGCGGUCAGCAAACAUAACACCCCCCUCAGACGGUCGAGCAGGAAGCCAUUGAUCACUCCUGCAAGGAAUAUGAUGGAUGAUUCUCUGAUGAUGGGAGCCACUCCCCUCAUUACCCCACGCUUUGAUUCCAGACUUCCAAAGACCCCCGCUAUGAGGAAUCCCCACCACAAAGAGAGGGUUUACAGCAUCUCAGUCAACGGCUCUCCCAUCGCAGCCGGAAAUGAAGACAUCGUCAUCAACAUCCCCAUCGGCAACGGAGAGAGUGUUCAGCUACUGGCCAGCGAGAUGGACUCCGUGGAUCUGUCUCUCCUGGAUGAACCCACUCUGAGGAGAAUUAAUACCCUUAAGAAUCGCCUGACUGCGCUGUGCUCAUCUUCUACAUCACUUUAAAAAAAAGAUUGUGUGAUUUUUGCCAUUUUAUACCAUUUUUAUUUUUUAAAGAUCUGACAGAUCUUUACUCAUGUUCCACAAAUAUAAAUAACAGUUAAUUCUUUGAUUUGUAAGUACAUUUUAAUCUUACAUUUUAUUUCUUUUUCCAUUUCCUUAUUGUCAAACAAUCCUCCAUGUACAUAUCACAGAUUGUCCACAAAAACUGAUAAAGGUUUUGGAACAGA